GUGUUCCCCGGGCUCCCUGGUUCCUAACUUCAAACUCAGACCCGCGGGCUUUGUUCUGACUUAACAGCGGGCUCACCAAGCACCAAGCCCGCUGUCUCUCAGGUAACAACUCGCCCCGCCCCGGCAGCUCCCCCACUUCCGGUCUUGCGCAGUGGAGCUCUGGGAGGACGCAGAGUGGAAGACAUGGCUACUUCCCGGUUACCCCCGGCGACGCUCACGCUAAAGCAGUUCAUGAGAAGGCAACAAGUUCUCCUCCUCUACAGAAGGAUUUUACAAGCAAUUAGACAAGUUCCAAAUGACUCUGAUCGCAAAUAUCUGAAGGACUGGGCAAGAGAAGAAUUCAAAAGAAACAAAAGUGCCACUGAAGAGGAUACGAUCCGAAUGAUGAUUACCCAAGGCAAUAUGCAGCUCAAGGAGUUAGAAAAAACACUUGCUUUAGCAAAAUCCUAAUAUUAUUCUGAAAGGUUUUCAGAAUUUGUAUUUUGUCUAGCUGAAGCUCAGGCUCAACAAUGCCUGCCCAAAGCCAAAGUCAUUUGUAUGUAUAGCUCGUGGACAAAACAUCAGAACUGGAGUAUGUCAUGUCAUAGAGAGCAAUGAAAAGCCCAUCAGGAACAAGUGCCUUCGCACUGAAAAUAUACCCUGUAUUAUGAAAAUGUUACAGAUUCCCUCAGCAGUUUUUGUAAGAAGCAAAAACCUGCACAACAGAUGGACGACUGGCACACAAAAAGAUGUUCUGCUUCAUUAACUAUCAGGGAAAUGCAAAUCAAAACCGCAGUGAAAGAUACCACUAGAACAGCCAUAAUUAGAAAGUAAAAUAAUAACAAAUGUUGGUGAAACUGUAGAAAUCCUGUGACUCUGAGACAUUACUGGCUGGAACAUAAAAUGGUGCUUAAAAGGUAGUUUCUCAAAAGUUAAAAAAUAUUACCAAUUCUAGGUUUAUAACCAAGAGAACUAAAAACAUGUCUACCAAGAACUUGUACACAAAUAUUUACUGUAGCAUCAUUCAUAAUAGCCCCCAAAUUGAAACUAUCCAAAUUCCCAUCAGCUGAUAAUUGGUUAAAGUGAAAUAAUUCUGUACAAAUUUAUCAUUAAAAAAAUGAAGUAUUAAUACUUGCUAAAACCUGGAUAAAUGUUAAGAACAUCAUUAAGAGAAACCAGUCACAAAAGAUGGCAUGUUGUAUGUUUCCAUUUAUAUGAAAUGUCUAGAAUAGGCAGAAAGAUAAAAACAGAUGCCUAGGAUUCUAUGUAGUACUGAGAGUAACCACUAAUGGUAUGAGAUUUCUUUUUGGAGUGAUGAAAAUAUUCCGAAUUUAGCUUAUGAUGUUGGUUGCUUAAUUCCGUGAAUAUACUAACGUAUGCAUAGUAGUACAUUUUACUUUCCUGGUUUUUAAGCAUUGAGAGAUGACAGAUAACAUGUAAAUCAAUAUUGUUUAACAAUAUGAGAUGUUGGACUGGAUGUAUACUGACUUCAGUAGACACUCUGAAACUUACUUGAAAAAUCCUGCCUUAUCCCUCCAGUUGCUGAGGUAUGUUCUUCAUAUGUGUCGUGGACUGGUACUGAGAGGAUUCUUGAAAAGAUUGCCAUUGAAAAUCUAGAUCUUUGUGAGAAUGAGAAGCUUAAUGAACACACAGAAGUACUUUACCAAAAAGAGGGAAAACUGAGGCAACUUCUGGAUGAAGUUAAUGCAAUUACCUUAGCAUCCGUGUGAAAAUGUAAGAUAAAUCUUUAGGGAAGAUCCUUAGUGUCUUGGGUUCUCCAGUGACAGAAAAAAAAAA
Molecule: messenger RNA, 1776 nt
Organism: Condylura cristata (star-nosed mole)
Lineage: Eukaryota; Metazoa; Chordata; Mammalia; Eulipotyphla; Talpidae
Gene: LYRM2
Product: LYR motif containing 2
Exons: 3
Coding region: 184-450 (88 amino acids)
Cellular component (GO): mitochondrion
Source: RefSeq, a predicted model, not a curated record